Molecule: messenger RNA, 1453 nt
Organism: Cantharellus anzutake
Lineage: Eukaryota; Fungi; Basidiomycota; Agaricomycetes; Cantharellales; Hydnaceae
Product: formaldehyde dehydrogenase
Exons: 12
Coding region: 1-1143 (380 amino acids)
Biological process (GO): formaldehyde catabolic process
Cellular component (GO): cytosol
Molecular function (GO): zinc ion binding; S-(hydroxymethyl)glutathione dehydrogenase [NAD(P)+] activity
Source: RefSeq, a predicted model, not a curated record
AUGUCUGACACUUCCGGCAAGCCUAUCAAGUGCAAGGCCGCCAUUGUUUGGGCUGCGAAGGAACCCCCAGUUGUCGAGGAUGUUGAGGUUGACCCACCAAAAGCGAAUGAAGUAAGAAUCAAAAUCUUAUACACUGGGAUUUGUCACACGGACGAGUACACUCGAAGUGGGAAGGAUCCUGAAGGUGUCUUCCCUGCGAUUCUGGGUCAUGAAGGGGGAGGAAUUGUAGAAUCCGUUGGACAAGGCGUAACAGACGUUCAACCGGGAGAUCAUGUCAUUCCUCUUUACACUGCUGAAUGCAAAGAGUGCAAGUUCUGCACAAGCGGGAAAACAAACCUCUGCAGCAGCGUACGUGCGACUCAAGGAAAAGGCUUGAUGCCAGAUGGGACAGUUCGUUUCCAUUCCAAAGGCAAAGAUAUAUUCCAUUUUAUGGGCACGUCCACUUUCUCUCAAUAUACCGUCGUUAGCAAAUACUCCGUCGUCAAAGUCAACCCUCAGGCUCCCCUCGAGAAGGUAUGCUUACUCGGUUGUGGGAUUACAACUGCUUGGGGAGCGGUCACAAAACUUCCCAGUGUUGUGAACUCUUCAGUGGCCGUCUUCGGGUGCGGUUGUAUCGGUUUAGGUGUUAUCAACGGCGCUGCUCACCUCAAAGCCUCUCGUAUUAUCGCAAUCGACACGAACCCUAACAAAGAAUCAUGGGCAAAGAAGUUUGGCGCUCACGAGUUCAUAAACCCUAAUGAUUUGGGCGCAAAGAGGAUUCAGGAUCAUCUCGUCGAGAUUACGGAUGGCGGUCUAGACUUCACGUUCGAUGGCACAGGAAAUGUGGAUGUAAUGCGUGUUGCCCUCGAGGCGUGUCAUAAAGGCUGGGGCAUCUCGACCAUAAUUGGCGUGGCGCCUGCCGGGGCGGAGAUAUCUACUCGUCCUUUCCAGCUCGUCACUGGUCGUACUUGGCGUGGUACCGCUUUCGGUGGCAUCAAGGGCCGUACGGAGCUUCCUGGUUUGGUCGAAGACUAUCUUGCGGGAAAGAUGAAGGUCGACGAAUACAUUACACAUCAGCGAACUCUGAAGGAUAUCAAUGAGGGGUUCCAUGAUAUGCAUACCGGAGAUUGUAUCCGCUGUGUUGUUGAUAUGUGGGUGGUAUGAAUAUUUCACCAAGAACGAUUUGUACAUUAUUCCGACGUUACGCCAAACGAAUCCACUUGUGCCCUGCCAAGAAGUCCAUCGGUUUGUGGCUAUCUAGGAGUAGAAUUCACCAUUGAUAUGUAGCAUACUAUACGAGAACCCAUGGUGCACAGUAUCCAUGGGGCCGUUAUGUGAUCCGACGCAAUGAUUCCCGCUUCUCCGACGGUGAGGAAUUUAUGUUUUCUUUCGAAGGUUCUGUGGCGUAUGUGCUUAUUGUAGAGGGAAUAACGUACUAUGUCGCCUGCGUUGUCGGGGCAGGUGUGACGGGUGU